This is a messenger RNA of Epinephelus moara (kelp grouper), 2783 nucleotides long. RefSeq lists its product as uncharacterized. The coding region runs from base 254 to 1345 and encodes 363 amino acids. The transcript is spliced from 9 exons. Lineage: Eukaryota; Metazoa; Chordata; Actinopteri; Perciformes; Serranidae. The record is from RefSeq and is a predicted model, not a curated record.
ACACGAGGGCGAGGAGGGACAACCUGCUGAGAGGAGUCAAAAACGACAGAGUUCAAACCAAACACCCGCUGUUCAUGAGCCACAGCAAACUUCUUGGUCACAGACUCUGAGGACACUACAACCCUGGAGAGGCUGGUACAGUUUCCUUCCAGUAGGUGUUGUGUGGUCUGUCUGCCAGGUGGAGGCGCCGCUGCACCCCUCUCUGUUACUGGUGGAUGUGUGCUGGAGGUUCCUGUUGGUGUGUUUGCUGUGGAUGAUUCUGGGAGGUUGUGUUCAUGCCCUGAAGUGCCGCCUGCAGCCAGGACAGAAUCAGGGGGAGUCUCCACUGAGGAUACAGCAGGAGGUUGUAACUGCAAACAGGAGUAACAGCAAUUUACGGAUGUCCCAGCCUAGAGGCCUGGGCCACUGCGGUCAUCUGGCCCUUGCCCUGGCCGACAGCCUGCUGCUGUGUGUGCUUCAGGAGCCCCUGCCAGACCCCAGCGUGCCCCACAUAAAGGCUCUCCUCUCCAGGCUGGAGUCAGUGUCUCACUCACUUGAGAAGGCUGAUUUUGGGUCCGAGGCGACACUGGAGGAGGUGGACCAAGACUCUAUACUGAUAAACAAAGUGAAGCUCAUCCGCACCUACCUGCAGCAGAGGAUGACGACACUGUGUAGACUCAUCCAGGUGCAGGGGGAUUUUGAAGCCAGUGUGAAGGACAUGAUGGUGGGCCUAGAAGGCCUCUGGGCUCAGUUGGAGGAGCUGCAUACUGGGGUCACACUCACCAAAGAGGGGGGCCAAGACCACACAGACCUGGCCUCGGCCCAAACAGAUGCAGAGAAUUUGUUUGCCGUGUUGGGGCACUACAGGAACAGACUCCGGUGCUGCGAGGCUUAUCUGAAGGACAGCACACAACUACUGCAGGAGUUAACCUGGAGUCACACUCCUAUAAGCAACAGUGUGAGUAGCAGCAGUGAAUCAGUCUGGCCAGAGCUGUUGCUUCAGUCCAACAUUGAGCAGUUUGACAAGGUGCAGGAGAGUUUCCUCCCCCUGGAGCAACAGACCUCUACGUUCCAGGCCCACCUGGAGGGACUUGAAAAGGGGAAUCAGCGAGGACAUGCAGGGCCCCUCGCUCAUGCUAACGGGGCUCAUUCCCGCUCAGCUUCUCCACAGACUUCCCUACAUCUUGACAGCGAACGCACAAGUGAUGUUGAGCACAAUAACUCGACCUCUGCAUCCACGUCUGUCUCCUCAAUGGAUGCAGACACAGACACAGAAAUAGACAAUCCUCGCUCACUAUGUGAGAGGUCAGCUCUGCAGUUCACCUCCACUAUCGGACGCCUGCGGAAAUCUGCAAGGAGGAAGUGACUUUUAUCAAACUCUACUUAUAUUAUGAACCAGAGAUUUUAUUGAACUAGAGAGGUUUCAAUUAACAAGGGAGAAUAAUUUCAAAUGUUGAUCAUUUGCAGGUUACCUUAAAAAUUGAUUAUUUGUUGCUUUCUGUGUGGCUUUAUUCAGUUUUCAGUUUUUGUAAAAAAAAAAAACCCUUUUAUAUUUUUCUUUAUUUUUUCAUUUCAAAGACUGUGGUAAAUCAGAGCAUACAAUAACAGCAUUUUCAUUCAUAUAUAAUAAUAAUUAAUAUUUCAAACACAAGGGGGCAGACUGUCAUCAGUUAUUAAUACAAACAAACUGAUGACUCGCAUUACCUAUUCAACAUGCUUUAUUAUAAUAUCAAACCACACUAUACCGUAGAGUCAUCUCACAUCUCUGCCUGCAAUGAGGGACCAUUGCCCAGAAAAUUUCCGUUUAAUCAACUUUAUAGGAGGAAAGUGCUGGAAAGGCUUCUCAAACAUAUGGCCCAUAAAUGUGUUUCUUUAUGAUCAGAGCAGUCUGUCACAACUUGUGUCUGAAGAAUCUCAUAAUGUGUCUGAUGAAUGAUAUUCAAACAUAUAUAUGUCAGGUGUAACUUAAUUUCAGUUACCGAUUAAUUUCAUUAACCAUCCUUUUUGCACUUGAAGAAAAUAAUGUCGUAUUGGAUUUCAUGAUGCACUUCUUUGGAAGCCUUAUCCACUGUAUGUUACAACUCUUUUAAUCAAUGCUGUCAAAGUAUAAAAAAAAACAUUUUUAGAUCUAUCUAUGAUUUUAAGAAGUAUGUUCUUCUAAUAUGAAUAAGGAAUAGGUUACUGGUUAAGAAAUCCCAGACAUUUCUCUUUUCCAAAACUAUUUCUGUUCUGCCUCUCUCUGUCAGACUGAGUGGCCACGAUGACUUCAGCCCUUCAAAGCAGGGAUUUCAGGUUGAGGGCAGAGGGGGGAGGGAGGAGAGGAAGGUAGAAGGGGGCAGUGGAGGUCAACGCCGGAAGCGUUUCUGUUAUUACUAAAAACUGAGCAGCCCUCUAGACCUUUUUGAAAGACAUGAAUGUCUUUGAUCCAAAUUCAAUUACCCUGCAGCUUUGACACUGAUGGCAUACAAGUCAGCAUACUUUUCUCCACCAGGUUCCCAACUUUUCUGGCCGGACCAAACAGGAUUUCUGAUGAGAAUUGAUACAUUAAUCGCUGCCGUUUAGCACUAAUUGUAGGGAGUCUGUACAGUAUGCACGACAUUGAUGUAAUUUGACCAUGAACUUGCCUAUCAUCUGCCAGAUCCUGCAUCUGUCCUAUUCCCUCAUACUGGGGCAGUGAUUGGGAGAGGUGGGGCAGACCUAUGGGGGAUCUGGGAUGAAAGGAAUGCAAGCUGAACGCUGCAGGAUACGAGCUGUCACAACACCAAAGACACAAACACACCAUGUCUGGAUGGACAGAGGGACAU